Molecule: messenger RNA, 171 nt
Organism: Racocetra fulgida
Lineage: Eukaryota; Fungi; Glomeromycota; Glomeromycetes; Diversisporales; Gigasporaceae
Source: the annotation of a GenBank genome assembly
CCUUGCUAAAACUGAUUGUACGCAAUGGUUGCGUGGUUAUGGUAAUGGCUCUGCGUGCAACUAUCCUAGCAACAUAUGUCAGUCUGAAGACGAUUAUUGGAAUUGGACCUCCGAGUAUAAAAGCUCUUUGAUGCAAUACGCAUCAGCACAAAUGGACGCUUAUGAAGCCGG